Lasiosphaeria miniovina is the source of this 660-nucleotide messenger RNA. RefSeq lists its product as uncharacterized. The record is from RefSeq and is a predicted model, not a curated record. The transcript is spliced from 3 exons. Bases 1 to 510 code for a protein of 169 amino acids. NCBI's taxonomy places the organism in Eukaryota, Fungi, Ascomycota, Sordariomycetes, Sordariales, Lasiosphaeriaceae.
AUGUCGGACUUCUAUGCAACCGUGUCGGACGGCUCAGACAUGUUGGACGACUCAGACAUGUCGGACGGCCCAGACAUGUCGGACGGCCCAGACAUGUCGGACGGCCCAGACAUCAAAGCACCUCACUAUACCGACUUCAUCGAGCGGGAGGCAAACCUCAUCAAGGCUGAGCAGGAGGCGGAGAAAGCCGGCGUUAUGGGAGGCCUCAACCAGGAGGAGCAACUCAAGAAUUACACCAUGCUGGUUGAGAAGGUCUCUUAUCUCAUCGUACGCCUAGAGAAGGCAGAGGAGCAGGCGAAGGACCUUAGUUACCAGGUGGAAGAUCUCAAGGAGCAGGUACACGAGUGCAACAUCAGCACGGAAUUUAUAGUGGACGUCAAGAAGAUAAUCCGGGAGAGACUCGACGCCAAGGCGAUGAAGAAGAAGAAGUUGGACGAGAUCGAGGACAAGAAGAGAGAUUUAAUGACAAGGCUCAAGAAACUGGAAGAGGAAGAAUCGAGUCUCAAAUAGCCGGGGACGAGAGGACCAUUGGAAAAAGUCCCAUAAAGGAAUAUCCAGCAAGAAGCUCAUGGGAAGUCUGAAAAAUUCCCAUAAAGGGAUAUCCAGUAAGAAGCUCAUAGGAAGUCUUGAUUUCACUGAGGAACUCAGCAAGAAGCGCAC